CCCGCAGCAUGGUCUCAUCCACUGGCGUAUGAGCAAUAAGCACGACCACUCACUCACUCACUCCCUCGCUCACCAACAAAUACCUCCGGCCUGCCUGUCUGUCUAUCUAUCUGCCCCUCAAACACCACACCAUAACCCCUUAAGUGUAAUCAUCCGCUAGCUAUCUGAGAUGGUUUUGCAGGCAUAUGCCCAGCGCACAGAAAGGGCAUUCAUCCGACUUCACCCACCCGUCCCCCUCAUCGCGCCUCUCACUGGUCCUCGAAGACGACCCCCUCGCUCUCACACACACACGCCCUCUCUCUCUCUCUUCCCGACCCCCAGACUGCUCAGACGGAUAUGUGAGGGACCGCUCGCGAGACAACUGCAGCGGGGAAGGGGCCCUGGCCUGACGCGCCGACGCUCUGCGGGCUGAGCGCUGUUGCGCUGUCGCGGUGGAGGUGCUGGUUCGGUAUCCCUCGUGCAGCGACCCCUCCGACGAGGCGCUCGCCGAUGUCUCGGAUGACGCGUCACUGAGGUUUGUCGCUCGUGGCUGUUGGCGUGGCUGCUCCCUGGUCUUGCUUGUGCGAGAGGGCGAGGUGGGCCGGUGGGUUGGCGAGGGCGGGCCACCUGCGGUGCUGGGUGAUGCUUGUGCGGUCAAGAGUGUGGUGCGAUUGAGGUUGUCGCUGCCAACGAACUCGAAGGGCACGUCCAUAACGUCAAACCAUCCCUGCAUGAGGGGCGUCACGAAAGUCGUCUGCAGCCGCCGGAACGCCCCCAUGCCCCGCUGCCAUAUCGACGACUGCUCCUCCCGCCCGGCAGACAAUGACGAGGCGUCGCUGGCAGCCGACUGGCUUGCCGGCACGUGCAACUGCUGCUGGUGGUGGUGCUGGUCUUGGCGGUCUUUUGUUGAUGGCCUGGCCUCCUGGAUGCGUGUGGUGGGUGAAGAAUGGUGGAGGGACGGCCGCUGCGGCUCCUGAGAUUGGACGGGCCGGGGCUGCCUUGCCGGUGUCCCCUUCUUUCGUCUGGCCCUGGGUGGGCUGGCAGGUGUGUGGGAGGGUGGCGUGUCGAGGGCUGACACAGGCAGGUGGAUGUGGUGGACGAGAGACCGCCGCUGCAUGUCCUGAUGUCAUGAUGCCCACAUCACAGACACACAAGACAGUAAGGCAUCUGCUGGUCAAGUGCUGAUUGACUCACCCUGACAGUGCGUAUUCGGUAUGAGGUGAGCCAGAACAUGCCGAUGACCGUAAAGCUGCCGCCCACGAACAGCAGGGCGUUCAGACCCGCCAGGAACCGCAGAAACGAGUGACGCCGGAUCAGCAAGUGCAGCUCGUGCAACACCUCAAACCAGUCGAUGACGGUCGUCUGGUUGGGCUGGUGCAGAGAGCCGUCAACCACCGUCGCCAGCCCUCCCCUCUCACGCCUGCCGCUGGUCGUCAGCCCAAGUAACGGCCGAUGCUGGUGAAUGGCAGCCGAGCCUCGCAGCACACGAGUGGGCCCACUGCUGCCCGAUUCCUCCCAGCAGCUGCCCAUCUCGGUUGGGCUGGUGGGUGGUGUCGACGGGGGCAUGGCGGCCGAUAGACGGACACCGACACCGACAUCGGCGUUGGCGGCCUUCAUGGAUGGAAUGUGCACGAAGGAGAGGAGAAAGAACGCAGUGCUGCAGAGGAAGAGGAUGUACAGGGCGAUGUAGAGGUUCCAUGUCCACGCGCUCCACCACCGCACGGCCAGACGAAAACGCGGCGAGAAAAACACCCACCACUGAACACACACGCACACACGCACACACGGGCGCAGGACUCAAAUCUGUAUGAGUGCAAUCAAUGCGAUGAACGACUCUCCUGAUUUGUGGAUAGCUGACCAGGACGCUAAUGACGGCACAGAAGCCGAGUAUGGGCACCUCCGGCAUCUUCCACCUGCCCUCGUGCCGUCCAUCCGCCCCCAGGUUCUCCACCAUGGCCACGAGCAUAGUGAAAAGGGCAAAGAGGGGCAGCCAGAUGAGCAUCAGCCGCAGCAGCAGCCAGUGCCGGUCCCGCCACGUCUCCUUGCACAGCUCAUAGGGGCAGGUGGGAAACCGGUCCGUCACCUGGAACGGCGUCUGGCACGCCUCACACGCGGGCGCGUGACGUUGGCACCGAGCCCGCACCUCAGAGGUGUGGCACGCCCGCUCGGCGCAGUGUCUGUGGACCAUCAUGGCGUCGCCGCACCGUGAGCAGGGUGCUAUCCAUGAGGGCAGCGACUGGUUGGGGUGCAUCGAGCCCGAGAAGGUCAGAUGGAGGGACAAAGGCGAGCCGUAGAGGGUGACGUCAUGGCAGAUGUCGAGCAGCGGGGGGCUGCACAGCCGGCAGGUCCGCAGCAGCUGCAAAGGCGGCACACAGGUCUGUCCCACUGUGUUGAUGUAGCUGACAGACAGACAGGCAGACAGACAGACAGGCAGACAGGCAAGCAGCAAGAGAAGAGAUGCAUGCAGCGCGACACGCAUGCGUCCCUUGGCCAUUCCCUCCCUCCCUCCCUCCCUCCCUCACCUGGCCAUCUUCCACGGCCUAUCGGCCUUAGGCACGCACAGUGCGGCCGAGGAUCCCUUCCUCCCGCCCUUGCGAGACCUCAAGAACCGCGCCACUGACAGGGCCGUGGGCUUGACCCUUUCGGCCACUUCGGUGCCGUCCAUCAGGCCACACCGCGCUGCCCACUUGUGGGCAAAGAAGGCCUUCCAGAACGCGUCGGUGUCAUGCUGCUUGAGCCCUGAUGGAUGGAAUUACACAACACAAACACCCACACACGAGAAUCCAUCAUCAAAUGCACAUCAGCUGUCAGUGAGCAGUCGUGUUGCGUCCGUCAGUCAUGUGUCGUGUCACCUUUGGACAGUCGCAGCAGGAUGAGCAUGUCCCUGAAGCGCAGGAAGGAGCCCAGCAAGGUGAGGAGGUCGAUGCUCUCGAAGAACUUGAGGUGGUGGUUCUCUUGCAUCAUCUUCUACCGCAGACAGACUGAUGAGGGAGGCAACCCACUACUGCAUCCGUCAAGGCAGCUAGGGCCAUCAGACAUCGCGAGGCCUCCC
Messenger RNA from Vitrella brassicaformis, 3031 nucleotides. The record is from the annotation of a GenBank genome assembly. NCBI's taxonomy places the organism in Eukaryota, Vitrellaceae.